AUGGCCGACGAGGACCGUCCGCCCAAAGAGGGCAUACAAAGCGGCCUCCCUCUAGACCCAUCCUCGUUCGAUGCUGAUCCCCGCGUCUCUUGGUCGAAACUCGACAACAAAUUCAUCCUCGAAACCGAAGAGGGCAAUGAGUUCGAAUGGGACACUGCUCUGAAAAGAUGGAUUCCAGUGGUAGGCAAAAAUUCGCAACAUGAGAACCUCCGAGAAAUUAUCGCGCCCUCCAUGAUUUUCACAACAUUCUUGCACUACGGUCUGGACCAGUCAUUGUUGGACCAACAAGGCGAAAUCUACAAGGUUGCAGGUGUCGACGAGGAUGCGACAACAACAUCACAGAAGAAGAAACGGAAACAGUCAAACGGCGAUGAGUCAGGCAACAAGUCCAAGAAACCUCGAGUCAACACCGCUGUUUACGUGACCUCAAUACCCCUCGAUGCCGACCAGGAAGAGAUCCAACAUGUCUUUUCCAAGUGUGGUGUCAUUGCAGAAGAGAUCGACUCCGGCAAGCCACGAAUCAAAAUGUACGAGGAUGACAAGGGACAAUUCAAAGGCGACGCGCUUGUGGUCUAUUUCAGACCCGAAUCAGUCAAUCUCGCGGUUCAAAUGCUUGAUGAUACAGAUUUUCGGUUGGGGACAGAAGGUCCAAUGGGCAGGAUGAGAGUUCAGGCAGCGGACUUCUCGUACAAGAGUCAACAGGAUGUUCCGGCGAAAACAAGCAAGAGGGAACAAAAGAAGGUUAUCCAAAGAACGGAGAAAAUGAAGGCCAAACUCAUGGACUGGGACGACGACGAUCCGCAAGCCCUGCUGGAUACGAGCUCGAGGUGGGACAAAGUCGUUAUACUGAAGCAUAUGUUCUCACUUCAAGAGCUGGAGGAAGAUCCAGCGGCGAUGCUCGAAAUCAAAGAAGACAUCCGCGAAGAAUGCGCGAAGCUCGGAGAGGUCACAAAUGUUGUCCUCUUCGACAAGGAAGCAGAGGGCGUUGCAAGCGUGCGCUUCUCCAACGCGCAGGCUGCGGCUGCUUGUGUCAGACUCAUGAAUGGAAGAUGGUUCGAUGAAAGACAACUGGAGGCGUACAUCGCAACCGGUCGCGAGAAGUUCAAGAAAUCGAGCGACAAGAAGGUCAGCUUCGACGAUGAGGACGAUGACGAAGAAGAAGCAGAAGAAGGUGGCAGGUUGGACAAGUUUGGCUCAUGGCUGGAACAAGAAAAAUGA
This is a messenger RNA of Fonsecaea multimorphosa CBS 102226, 1218 nucleotides long. RefSeq lists its product as uncharacterized. Gene Ontology annotation, molecular function: RNA binding. Gene Ontology annotation, biological process: mRNA splicing, via spliceosome. The transcript is spliced from 6 exons. Bases 1 to 1218 code for a protein of 405 amino acids. Gene Ontology annotation, cellular component: U2-type spliceosomal complex; U2 snRNP. The record is from RefSeq and is a predicted model, not a curated record. Lineage: Eukaryota; Fungi; Ascomycota; Eurotiomycetes; Chaetothyriales; Herpotrichiellaceae.